Chaetomium globosum CBS 148.51 is the source of this 810-nucleotide messenger RNA. RefSeq lists its product as uncharacterized. Gene Ontology annotation, cellular component: nucleus; proteasome core complex, alpha-subunit complex; proteasome core complex. The transcript is spliced from 4 exons. The record is from RefSeq and is a predicted model, not a curated record. NCBI's taxonomy places the organism in Eukaryota, Fungi, Ascomycota, Sordariomycetes, Sordariales, Chaetomiaceae. Bases 1 to 810 code for a protein of 269 amino acids.
AUGGCUUCGGGAUACGACAGAGCUCUUUCAGGUCCGUCAUCAUCGCUCCGAAAAACCGAACAACGAGCCGCUAACUUUCCCUACCAUAUAGGUACCUGCGCCGUCGGCGUCAAGGGAACGGAUGUGGUAGUGCUGGGUUGUGAGAAGCGAUCAGCCAUGAAGCUACAAGACACACGUAUCACUCCCUCCAAGAUCGGUCUCCUCGAUACCCAUGUUUGCCUCGCCUUCGCCGGCCUCAACGCGGACGCCCGCAUCCUGGUCGACAAGGCGCGGUUAGAAGCCCAGUCGCACCGCCUCAACCUCGAAGACCCUGUUACGAUUGAGUACAUUACCAAAUACGUUGCCGGCGUGCAGCAGCGGUACACUCAGAGCGGUGGUGUCCGGCCCUUCGGCAUUAGCACCCUGGUCGUCGGCUUCGACAAAGGGAGCGAGCAACCCCGACUCUACCAGACGGAGCCCUCGGGCAUUUACUCUGCAUGGAAAGCCAACGCCAUCGGCCGAUCGAGCAAGACGGUUCGCGAGUUCCUGGAGCGCAACUACAAGGAGGACAUGGACCGGGAGGCGACCGUACGGCUCGCCUUCAAGUCGCUGUUGGAGGUGGUACAGACAGGCGCCAAGAACAUCGAGAUCGCCAUCAUGGCGCCAGGCAAGCCGGUCGAGAUGCUGCCGGUCGAGGACAUUGAGAACUACGUCAAGAACAUUGAGCAGGAGAAGCAGGGAAGGAGGCGGCUAAGAAGAAGACGUGGCAGGAACCCCUGGGACGGGUGCCGCCGCCAUUCUGACGCGGGGCACUCAGGGGGAGUCCAGUGA